AUGCUUCGGCACGAAUGGGCCGGCUCGACCGGAAUGAUAUCACAGUCUCACAAAAAACCGACGUGAAAUAACGCUUGCGUUGUGUUUCGUCGUGUGAGUGAGGUUACCGGAGGCCCAAUUGUUUUCAUUAGUUUUAGUGUUUUUUUUUUAAAAAAACGUUGCCCCACACUAGGAUUUUAUCCUGUGCCGUAGGUGCGUUUACAAACAUACAAGUUCACAUACACAUGACACCCAGACCCGAAACCUGGUACAAUAAUUUGUGGAUUACACAAAGAGUUGUUACGUGCGGGAAUCGAAACCGCGACAUGUUGUACGGCAGCCAGUUGCCCACCCACUGCGCGAACCGUGCAGUAUUAUUCCCCAAUCUCCCCAAUUCCAGAAUCCCCAACGAUCCUCAAACUCCUAAUCCCCAAAAGGCCGGUAACGCACUUGUAACGCCUCUGGUGUUCCAGGUGUCCAUGGGCGACGCCGAUUGCUUACUAUCAGGUGAUCCGUCUGCUCGUUUACUGGCUUAUGCCAUAAAAAAAGGUAUUAUUAUAUAUAAAGAAGAUAUAAUCAAAUAUUAA
Spodoptera littoralis (African cotton leafworm) is the source of this 566-nucleotide messenger RNA. The record is from the annotation of a GenBank genome assembly. NCBI's taxonomy places the organism in Eukaryota, Metazoa, Arthropoda, Insecta, Lepidoptera, Noctuidae.